UUUCAUAAAUGUUAUCAUUUUUCUUUUAUUUUCAGCUCCUGAAACGCAAACACAGUCGGUAUGCAGCCUACUCAGCGACAUGUUCUCCUUGGGAAUGGUUAUAUGCGCCAUCUCAAUAAAGGCAAACCUCUGAUUCAAGCUAACAAUUCUAGCUCGGCGUAUGUCAAACAACUCGAACUGUUGGAGGACCAAGUUCACAACAUAAUGCCUAGAAUACCAGUCCCUCUCCAAGAAGCCACGAUGCGCUUACUCAGCAAGGACACGAGACAACGACCUACAGCGCAACUAUUAACGCUUAUCAAGUACUUCAGCGACCCUGCGGUGCACGCAUUGCAAUUCCUGGACGUGAUCAACAUGAAAGACCCCACGCAGAAGGCGCAUUUUUACAGGAACACGCUCAAGGAGUCGCUGCCGUUUAUACCGAAGAAACUAUGGUACCAACAUGUGUGGCCCUCGCUGCAGCAAGAGAUGAGGUCGCAGGAGGUUUUGGCAGCCGUUUUACAGCCUGUCAUAUACCUGAUACAGGAGUCAACUAAUGAAGAGUACGAAACUAUCAUUCUUCCGUCCUUCAGGAGCGUGUUUUCGGCGCCAAAAACCGUUCAAGCGACAGUCACGCUGCUCGAGAAUCUGCACAUCAUCCUCGAGAAGACGCCUAGGGACGAAGUGCGGGGGGAGGUGCUGCCUAUGCUGUACAACGCUUUCGAAAGUACUACGAUUCAAGUGCAGAGCGCAGCCUUGGUAGCCGUGACGAACGUAGCAGACUACCUGGACGAACACGCGAUUCGUCGCAUGAUCCUGCCGAAAGUGAAGAUGCUCUACGAGAAGAACCAAACUGAUCUGAAGCUCGUGUCGAACCUGCUUUCGUGCGUAGAACGCGUUUUGGAUAGGCUCGACAAGGCGCAGAUCAUCGACGAAGUGAUGCCUUUGUUGUACGAGAUCAGGCUGUCCGAUCCGCAAAUCACGCUGAGAGUUGUCAAUAUCUACCGACUGAUGCUGAGCGACAAAAAGUACGGCCUCUCCGUGAACCUCAUGGCGACGAAAGUGAUGCCGUCGCUCCUUCCUCAAACCGUGAACCCUCAACUGAACCUAGAACAGUUCACCAUCCUCAUAGAGGUGCUGCAGGACAUGUUGGACCAAAUCGACCGCAACCAGAGGAACAAACUGAAACUGGACAACCUGUCUUUGCCCAGUCCGGAGAGACACAGGCCUUUAAGGCAUCAGUACAGCUCGGAUAACAUGCACGUACCGCCUUUCAACAUUCCUAAUUUGAGGAUCGAGCAAAGGAAGACCAGCAGCGCCGAGGAUAUGGCCAGGAAGAACUCCACAGGUGGCAUGCUGGGCGGCUGGUGGUUCGGCAGCGGCGGCAGUCCCUCCUCGCCCGAUUCGAACCUCCUCCGCGUCGCGAACGCCUUCCCGAACCGCCGUCUCAGCGACAACACGCUCAUGACUCCCAAGAUCCGCAUCGCGCCGUCGUGCGCGAGCUCGCCGGGAGGCACGCCCGCCAGCGGAGGAGGUGGCGGCCUGCCAAUCAGAAGACACUCUUCGAUCGGCCCGCAAGAGAGGCGCGGCAGCACGGUCAACUUGUCACCGCCCACGAUCGUUAUAUACUCGCCGCCAAAGUCUGAACCGAAAAGCUGGUCGCUCGACGAGGGAUGUACCAGAAACUGAAACAGUGAAAAAGAUGACAUUAGGACUCAAUACACUAUUGUUAAGUUUUUGACGAGUUGUUUUGCAACGGUUUACGAUUCUAUCAGACCUUAAACCUUUAGCAGUUGAGGCGGUAACCUGGAACAAAUUUUUUAACUCGAAGUUCUGGUGGGCUGUAAUCGGAAAGAUGUUCGAGGUUUACUACCCUGGAAGAUUUAUAUACUAUUAUAUAGGUGAAAAAUUAAAGUUUCCGCCUUUUGUUGGGUACUUCGACAAAAUUUAAGCAAAGAGGACUCUUUAUACUUUUUUUAAUUCCCUCUAGUUUUCAAUGGACUUUGCCAUCAUCAUCAGGAGCUGCAAUUACAAUGAUAACAGUAGCAAC
This is a messenger RNA of Acanthoscelides obtectus, 2029 nucleotides long. The record is from the annotation of a GenBank genome assembly. NCBI's taxonomy places the organism in Eukaryota, Metazoa, Arthropoda, Insecta, Coleoptera, Chrysomelidae.